Epinephelus lanceolatus (giant grouper) is the source of this 4122-nucleotide messenger RNA. The record is from RefSeq and is a predicted model, not a curated record. NCBI's taxonomy places the organism in Eukaryota, Metazoa, Chordata, Actinopteri, Perciformes, Serranidae.
CUCCAGUGUGGACCAGGAGGACCCAGCGCCUCCACACAUUAAAUGGGAACAGGAGGAACUCUGGAUCAGUCAGGAGGGAGAGCAGCUUCAAGGGCUGGAGGAUGAUGAUAUCACCAAGUUCACAUCCACUCUUGUUUCUGUGAAGAGUGAAGAUGAUGAAGAGAAACCUCAGUCCUCACAGCUUCAUCAAAGACACACUGAACAGAUGGAAACAGAAGCAGAGGGAGAGGACUGUGGAGGAGCAGAACCAGCCAGGAACUCAGAUCCAGAUACACAUUUACAACCUGAGGCUGAUGUCAGUGAUGAUUGGAAGGAGAGCAGAGAACCUCAGUCAGGUGUUGCUGGACCGCAGAUGCCUGCACUUGCACCCACUUUUGUGGAAGCGAUUACAAAGCUGGAGCAAACAAUUGAGCAGCUCAAGACGAAAAGAGACAAGCUCCGUAGUGCAGCAGUAAAUGCACUCAAGACACCAGGCACAAGCAUGCCACCAGCAGCUACAAACUUAGCAGCUCACAAGCGCAAAAGGGAGUCCUCCUGCUCCUCGUCCUCGUCCGCCUCCUCCUCCUCCUCAACCUCAAGGGAAUCAUCUCCGGAGAAAAAGAACGGGAAGCAUAAGAAAAGACACCACAAGAAAGGGAAGGACAAGAAAGUGAAAAAGAGGAAGGAGAAGUUUCCCAAAAGAGACGUCCAGCAGCUGUCGGUGGUUAAAGAAGAGGUUCCCCCUGAGCAGCAGGAGCGGAGCUCCAGUGUGGACCAGAAGGACCCAGAGCCUCCACACAUUAAAGAGGAACAGGAGGAACUCUGGAUCAGUCAGGAGGGAGAGCAGCUUCAAGGGCUGGAGGAGGAUGAUAUCACCAAGUUCACAUUCACUCCUGUCCCUGUGAAGAGUGAAGAUGAUGAAGAGAAACCUCAGUCCUCACAGCUUCAUCAAAGACACACUGAACAGAUGGAAACAGAAGCAGAGGGAGAGGACUGUGGAGGAGCAGAACCAGCCAGGAACUCAGAUCCAGAUACACAUUUACAACCUGAGACUGAUGACAGUGAUGAUUGGACGGAGACCAGAGAACCUCAGUCAGGUUUAAACUCUCUGGAAAAUGAUGAAGUCCCUGUCAGUGAUUUGAUUGUUGAUGAGAAACGAUUUAGCUGCUCUGAGUGUGGGGAAGUAUUUGGUCAAAGUGGAGAUCUGAAGAGACACAGGAAAUCUCAUACAGGAGAAAAACCAUACAGCUGCUCUGAGUGUGGGAAAAGAUUUGGCCAUAGUGGAGAUCUUCGAAAACACAUGAGAUCUCAUACAGGGGAGAAACCAUUUAGCUGCUCUGAGUGUGGGAAAGUAUUUGGUCAAAGUGGACAUCUAAAGAGACACAGGAAAUCCCAUACAGGAGAAAAACCAUACAGCUGCUCCGAGUGUGGGAAAAGAUUUUUCCACAGUGAUGAUUGUAGAAAACACAUGAGAUCUCAUACAGGGGAGAAACCAUUUAGCUGCUCUGAAUGUGGGAAACGAUUUGCUCAAAAUGGAAAUCUGAAAAGACAUAUUAGAUCUCAUACAGGAGAGAAACCAUUUAGCUGCCCUGAGUGUGGGAAACGAUUUGGUCAUAGUGAAAAUCUGAAGGUCCACAUGAGAUCUCAUACAGGAGAGAAACCAUUUAGCUGUUCCAUGUGUAGUAAAACAUUUGGUCAAGGUGGAGAUCUGAAGAAACACAUGAAAGUUCAUACAGGAGAAAAACCAUUUCGCUGCUCUGAAUGUGGGAAAAGUUUCAGUCAAAGUGCACAUCUGAAGAAGCACGUGAAAUCGCACACAGGAGAGAAACUAUUUAGCUGCUCUGAGUGUGGGAAAAGAUUUCGUCGAAGUGAACAUCUGAAGGACCACAUGAGAUAUCACACAGGGGAGAAACCAUUCAGCUGCUCUGAGUGUGGGAGAGGAUUUGGUCAAAGUGGAAAUCUGAAAAAACACAUGAGAUCUCAUACAGGAGAGAAGCCAUUUGGCUGCUCUGAGUGUGGGAAAAGAUUUGCUCACAGUGGAAGUCUAAAGAUACACAUGAGAUCUCAUUCAGGAGAAAAACCAUUUAGCUGCUCUGAGUGUGGGAAAAGAUUUGGUAAUAGUGGAGUCCUUAAGGCACACAUGACCUGCCAUACAGGAGAGAAACCAUUUAGCUGUGCAGUUUGUGGGAAAUCAUUUAGACAGAGUGGAAAUUUAUAUACACACAUGAGAACUCAUGAUACAGGAAAGUGAUUCAGCUGCUCAGUUUGUACAUUUUUUUAAUAUGGAAUAAGACUUAAACACAUGAGAACUCAAAUAAGAGAUUGACCUUUCAGCUUCCGUGUAUGUAUGAAAUCUUUUACACACACUGGACAGUUGCACCAACACAUGAAAACCCACACAGGAGAAAAACCAUAUUGGUCAGUCCUGUAACAGCCUCAUCAAACUCAAACUCAUAUCUAAAUAUCAAUUAUCCAUUUCAACAGCAGAAGCGUCUAUGCUAACUUCAAUAAUAUUAAGGAAUAUUUACAGACAUUUCAUAUCCAUUUAGCAUAAUUGCAAUAUCGGAAACUUGGAUCAAUACUGAAAAAAGGAUGGACUUUGAACUGGAAGGUUGUGAAUUAAGGAAUAUAAACAGGAAAAACAAAGGUGGGGGAGGAGUUGCCAUAUAUGUGGAUAAAAACCUGAACUACAAAGUAAUUGAAAGUAUGACAACUGUGGUUGACAACCUACUAGAAUGUAUAACCAUUGAAAUAUGUGAAGAAAAGAAUAAGAAUAUUGUAGUUAGCUGCAUAUACAGGACACCAGGUACAAAUAUUGACAUUUUCAGAGAAUGGAUAGAGGGUAUGUUUUCAAAACAAAGCAAAAAAGUUGUUUUCAUAUGUGGUGUUUUCAACAUUGAUAUAUUAAAUCCACAUAUGCAUAAAACAACAGAUUCAUUUAUUAAUACAAUGUACAGUUUGAGUCUAUUUCCAAAAAUCACCAGACCCACCAGAAUUACAUUCAGUUGUGCUACUUUGAUAGACAACAUAUACAUUAAUGACAUUAAAGACAAAACAAUAAGUGGUAUUCUAAUUAAUGACAUCAGUGAUCAUCUACCUGUUUUUUAUUAUUAUCUAUGAUUACAAUCACAGGAACAAAAAAGACAGUCAAGCAAAUAGAGUACAGGAGAAUGAGGUCAGGGGAAUCAAUAAACACAUUCAGGAAUGAAUUACUGGCACAACACUGGGAGGCAGUAUACCAAGAAAACAAUGUGGACAAUGCAUAUGAAGUAUUUUUGAGGGUUUUUAAGCAAUUAUAUGGCAAAAGCUGUCCAAUUAAAGAAUAUACAAGAAAACUGAAAUAUAGCAACUGUCCGUGGAUCACAAAGGGAUUGCAAAACGCCUGCAAAAAGAAAAAAACACUACACAGAGAAUUCAUAAGACUGAGAACUAAAGAGGCAGAAAAUAGAUAUAAAAGAAAAAAAAAGUUAACUCAUAUUAUAAGGACAAGCAAGAAAGAUUAUUAUAGGAAAAUAUUAGACGAUGAUAAAAACAAUAUUAAAGGAAUGUGGGGUAUAUUAAACAGUAUUAUAAGAAGUAGUUCUAAACAAAUAGACCAUCCAGAGUACUUUAUGGAUAAGGAUAAUGUAAUUUGUAAUAGAAGUGAUGUGGUUGGCAAUCUAAAUAAAUUUUUUGUAAAUGUGGGACCCGACCUUGCAGAAAAAAUCUCUGAUCCAGGGACAGUUGGAAACAAUAUGGAUAUAUUGAUAGAACGAAAUCCCAACUCAAUGUUUCUCAAAGCGGUGGAAGAGAAAGAAAUAUUGGACAUUGUUGAAAAAUGUAAAAACAAAAAGUCAACUGAUUAUAAUGACAUUGAUAUGACAAUAGUGAAAGAGGUCGUUGAAGGGAUUUCAAAACCAUUAACAUACAUCUGUAAUUUAUCAUUUCAAACUGGUUCAUUUCCAAACAAAAUGAAAAUAGCCAAAGUCAUUCCGCUGUACAAAACUGGGAACAAACAUCAUUUCACCAACUACAGACCUAUCUCCUUACUUCCACAAUUUUCCAAAAUACCAGAAAAACUCUUCAAUAAUAGACUGGAUACAUUCGUAGUAAAACACAAAUUUCUCUCUACUAGCAAUAAUAGAAGCAAUUGAAGAAAUCACA